Messenger RNA from Caenorhabditis elegans, 1293 nucleotides. It is a transcript of the gene K11H12.4, whose product is annotated as CUB_2 domain-containing protein. The record is from RefSeq and is marked reviewed. The transcript has 6 exons. Lineage: Eukaryota; Metazoa; Nematoda; Chromadorea; Rhabditida; Rhabditidae. The coding region runs from base 11 to 1234 and encodes 407 amino acids.
ACUAUUUGCCAUGUCUAGAGUUUGUGUUUUCUUCCUUCUUUCAUUUAUUUUUUCGGUGCACGCCGACCCGAAAGUGGUGAAUCUAUUCCGAGUUACUUCACUUGGAUCAUUGACAAUCAGUGUUGAGAGUGGAGGGAAGAUUUUUCUAGCAUCCGGUGAUGACAAUCAGUAUCUGAAGAAUAUCCAGCUUACAACGGGGACUACAACUAUUACCCUAGAUAAGUUGAACGAUUUGAACGAUGAUGGAUCUCCAAAGUUUAUCACUGCAGCUGGAAGUGUGAUUCUUCAAACCAGUAACAAUGACACCACAACCAGUAGGCUUAGUGGAUAUAUCUAUGUCACUACAUAUCUACAAGCACAAGAUCCAACCUUUUCUGUGUACGUCCUCAAGACCACUCAAUCAAUCAGCAAAAUGGGAAUGAAGUCAACAGUAGUAGUUCUCAAUACUGUUUUAAGACAAGAGCUUAUUGACUACGAUAUGCCAAGAGCCAUAUCAUAUGUGACAAAAAUCGAUCAUUCCCCGAAUACAAAUCUCUACUUCCAAUGGGAUAUUCCUGCUUCGAACUGGAAUGAUGUGACCAAUAAUACAUUUUUCCGAAAUCCAAUCGAGUUGAAAAAUGGAACGGGUCCACAUUUUAAAGUUUUCUUCGACAACAUCGAACCCCUUCAAAUUGGCCUAAACUAUUGGUACAUCACUUCUAUGGGUCCCUUCAAUUUGUUUUUAGAGAACAAAUAUGUGAGUGAUCACAGUUAUACGACCACUGCCGUCAACACAACUGGCAUUAUUGUGGGUAAAUCGUUCUAUGCCGACCGUGUCGUCAACUUCCAAUCAGAUACUUCAAGAUCGUCUGCGUCUGGGUUUUUCGACUCUGCAUAUAUCACCGAUGAUCUUACCAUCAAAUUGCAAUUUGUCGGUGCUAGUUUUUCGAAUACUUUAAGAAAAGAAAGUGAGACACAAAACUAUGCCUGGUCCCCUGCAGCACCGGUAAAUCUGACAGUUACCUCGACAUCUACGCUUCCUGGAACAUUUUACAUUCAAUAUUUCGCAUUUGCGGGUGAUCUUCAACCACUGACAAGUACAGUCGCAACGAGCUUAAUGCUACAAACAUCGACGACUACUGUAGCAAGCACAGCAGUAACUACAUCACGAAUAAUCACUACCACCAAAGGAUCAUCUUCAAAUUGUGGAGUCCAUAUUUUGAUUUCAUUGCUUCUUUCAAUGGUAUUUUGUUAACGUUCUCAUUAUGUCUCUCAUGCUAUCUGGUGCUAAUCAUAAAUCCUUUAAGUCUCAAU